Molecule: messenger RNA, 1121 nt
Organism: Hippoglossus stenolepis (Pacific halibut)
Lineage: Eukaryota; Metazoa; Chordata; Actinopteri; Pleuronectiformes; Pleuronectidae
Exons: 5
Coding region: 82-408 (108 amino acids)
Source: RefSeq, a predicted model, not a curated record
AGCUGCCCCUGAACGCAGCACGGGGACGCGCACAGCUGAGAGGAAAACAACGUGAGAAGCGGAUGAAGACAGAAAGCAACAAUGUGGACGGAGGAGAAGAAGAACCAGAGUGAAAGUUCAACCGUCGCAGACCGAGUCAGCUCGAAGAUGGUCGACUCAGAUCUCACAGGGCAGCUCUUCCAGGCGGUUCAGCAGAGAAACGGUUCAGCCCCAGCGGUCACUCUUCCCUCCAGCACAGAGGAACCUUCAACCAGCACCAGUGGGAUCAUCCCCGGUGCGAUUGCAGCCGCGGUGUUCAUCACUUUUUUACUUGCUCUCUAUGCCGUCCUGUGGAAGUGCAUGGUGUCGCCACCACAACGAAAGCACAGCAAGGUGAGGGUGAGACUGCAGCCGAGGACUUCUGUGUGAACACCGGCUCUCGGGCUUGUCUGUUCAGCAGGUUAUUUUGGAUCGUAAUGGUGCGGACUCAAAUCUGAGAGCAGACUUUGCUCCCCCCACCCGUCAGGGAAAAGUACCAGAGUGACAAUAUGACACUGAAGAGGAUCCUCCUAAUGGAUCCAAAGAUCAAACCACCAUGGACUGACUGGACUGAGUGGAUGUGUCACCCUCAGCUUUACUGUGGCUCCAUGACGAUGUGAAACUCUUUUUAUUACCAGGUCAGAUUGUGCAGCUUUUUGUUUUUUUCCUGUGGUUUUCUGUGGACUCGGCACUACUGAGGAACGACACAGCUCGCUCCACUGACCAACAAACUGUUGAGAGAGACUCUGUCAUACAUUAAGUGUGUAUAUGUACAUAUUUUAUACCUGCACCAAAUGGACAGUUGCCUUUCAAACACGUCGUCCAUUCCUACCUUGUAUUUCUAAUGGCAUCACCAGGUUCCAUUUACAUCCAUUUUAUUCUCUAGUUUCUUAAAGAUCCUUUGGAAAAUCUCCUAAAGCUGUGAGGAUGUUCAGGAGGGUUUUUAGACCUGUACUGUGGAAAUCUUUCAUUUCAAAUUUGCUUUUAUACAAUUUACUCAGGAUGAUGUAACUACUGAAACUAUGACUCUAUAAUAAACUGAGUUGUGAAUAUAAAUAAACAGUAAGAACAGUGUCUGUAUCACCACUUGGUAAAAUCUCCAA